AUGGCGCAACCCGAUUUCCACACGGUUCAUGACAUCAUUACUCAAGCUGUCAACCGCUAUCCAUCACACGAGCUUGCUUUCAUCACCUCCUCCGCACAUGACUCUUCCAUUCAAAAAAAGACUUUCAGCGCAUUCAACCAAUAUGUUCGCAACCUCGCACGCGCCAUGCUCGAGUGGGGCAAGCCCACUGGUUCAAUUAUCGUUGUGUACCUGACCGAACACGAAGAGAAUAUGGCUACAAUCUGGGCUUGUCUAAUGGCUGGCUAUGUUCCCUGCUUGCAGCCAGCACUUAGUGCACAACAAGCACAUAAGGAGGCACACGUUGCCCAUAUCAAGAACCUGUUUGGGUCUGCAAUUUGGCUCACCAGCGAGCUUGGUGCUGAGCAGAUCAGCACCAUUGAUGAUCUGGAAGUCCACUUGUUCUCUGACUUGAAAUUCUCUGCAGAGAGUUUCACUGUCCCAGCUGACUGGCUUGCAUACGAGCCCAAGCCCGAUGAUACCGCCAUGCUCUUCCUGACUUCAGGCUCGACUGGGUUCUCAAAGGCGGUAGUGCACACGCACCGUACCAUUCUUGCUGCUUGCCGUGCCAAGGAACAACGCUUCGGUCCCCCUUCUGAGUCUCGAGUCUUGAACUGGGUCGGAUUUGAUCACGUCGCGGGGACUAUAGAAAUGCACGUCACACCUCUCCUAUAUGGUGCUUCGCAAGUCCACGUCCAUGCAUCUGUUAUUCUGUCCGAUUCUGUUCGCAUGCUUCGUCUGAUCGACGAAAAUUCCAUUGGUCUAGCUUUCGCACCAAACUUUCUGCUGGCCAAGCUUGCUCGUGAUCUCGAAAAGCGUACCGACCUUCAUGGAUCUUUCGACCUGUCCUCUGUCAAGCGCAUCAUCAGCGGAGGUGAAGCAGUGGUUUCGAAGACCGCAAAAAACCUCGCUGCUAUCUUAAAAAAGCUUAGCAAGAACCCCUCCGCAGUGUCCUUCAUCAUCUCUGCUGGAUUUGGAAUGACAGAAACUUGCGGUGGAUGCAUAUAUGACCCAGUCGAUAUUCUUGCAACUGAACCUGCCCGCGAGUUCCUUGAUCUCGGACGUCCCAUUAAAGGUUGCGAGAUGCGCAUCGUUGACCCUGUCGACGGCACCACUCCGCGCCCAGAUGGUGAGAGCGGUGAGCUUCAGGUCCGCGGACCGAUGGUCUUUGUAGGCUACUACAAAAACCCCGAGGCUACGUCUUCCAGCUUUGUCGAGGGUGGCUGGUACCGCACUGGCGAUGUAGGCAUCAUCGAAGGUGGCGUCAUGCGCCUUAUUGGUCGUAUCAAGGACACCGUCAUCAUUCAUGGUGUCACGUAUGGUAUCCCCGAGCUUGAAACUCAUCUCCAGACUUUGGAAGGCGUCACGCACUCUUUCCUCGCUGCUGCUCCUUACCGUGUUCCCGGCCAGGAGACCGAAGGGUUCGUCAUUUUCUACUCGCCAUCUUUCGACCUCAAUGAAGCAGACGCGCCCAUGAAGCUCUUUGCUACGAACCGCGCCUUACGUGAUAUCUCUGUCAAGAUGAUCACCCAGCCACCCCAAUUGAUCAUUCCCAUCCCCGUGAAGGAGAUGGAGAAGUCAACUCUAGGGAAACUCUCCCGGGCGCGCCUCCUCAUCCUCCUUCAAAAAGGUGGGCUGGCGAAGCAUAUCGCCCGCUCUGAUGAGCUUCUUAGUGAGGCACGCGGCGCCUCCUUCGUGGCCCCCUCCACCAAAACGGAAAAGGCUCUUGCCAAUAUAUUUGCAGGUAUUCUGAACCUUGCAGAAAACGAAGUGUCUGCGAGUGACAACUUCUUUGAAUUCGGCGGUACAUCUAUUGGUGUUCUCAGGCUCAAGCGUGAGGGGGAGGCAUACUUUGGCCUGCCUGAAAUUCCUGCCAUUCAAAUUCUGAAGCACCCCGAUGUCUCGAGCCUGGCCAGCUACGUCGACUCCUUGCUCUCCAAGGAUAGUCAGGCUGAGGAAUACGACCCCGCCGUUCCCCUCCAAGUGACUGGAGACAAGACGCCCAUCUUCUUCGUGCACCCUGGUGUCGGAGAGGUUCUUGUUUUCCUAAAUCUCGCCAAGUACUUCCAGAAUGACCGUCCCUUCUAUGGACUCCGUGCUCGUGGCUUUGAGCCUGGACAGCCCUUCUUCACGUCCAUGGACGAAAUGGUUUCCUCUUAUACCGCAGGUAUCAGGAGAAUACAGCCAAAGGGACCAUACGCCCUCGCCGGCUACUGCUACGGUGGAUUGAUGGCCUUUGAGGUGGUUAAGCGCCUAGAGGCCAUGGGCGAAGAAGUCAGGUUCCUCGGCCUCGUCAACAUUCCUCCCUACAUCGCGCAACACAUGCACAAUAUCGACCUGAUAUGUACGCUUAACGUGGCGUUCUUCCUGGGUCUUCUGUCGAAGCAAGAUUCUGAAAAUAUGGCGCCCACUUUUAGACCGCUCACACAGAAGGAGAGGCUUGAGAUCGUGUGGAAGAUGUCGCCUCCUGAACGUCUCGCCGAACUCCAGCUGACACCUGAAACUCUUGCACAUUGGGUAGAAGUCUCUGCGUCUCUCAUGCGCUGUGGAAAGGGAUACAGCCCGGAGGGCACAGCUCCUGCCAUCGAUGUUUUCUAUGCCGUCCCCCCUCGCGGUCCGGAUGACAAAGUUAACUGGCUCAAUGAGCUCAAGCCAUGGACUGGCUUCAGCCGCAGUGACCCAACAUUUACAGACGUUCCUGGGGAACACAACACACUCAUGGACAUUGAUCACGCCUCGCAGUUCCAGAAACUCUUCCGUGAUCGUCUGGAGGCUCGUGGGGUGUAA
Molecule: messenger RNA, 2805 nt
Organism: Suillus clintonianus
Lineage: Eukaryota; Fungi; Basidiomycota; Agaricomycetes; Boletales; Suillaceae
Product: atromentin synthetase
Exons: 6
Coding region: 1-2805 (934 amino acids)
Biological process (GO): biosynthetic process
Source: RefSeq, a predicted model, not a curated record